Molecule: messenger RNA, 1253 nt
Organism: Silurus meridionalis
Lineage: Eukaryota; Metazoa; Chordata; Actinopteri; Siluriformes; Siluridae
Product: protocadherin alpha-8-like
Exons: 2
Coding region: 86-1123 (345 amino acids)
Biological process (GO): homophilic cell-cell adhesion
Cellular component (GO): plasma membrane
Molecular function (GO): calcium ion binding
Source: RefSeq, a predicted model, not a curated record
UUCACGCCCAGUGUAAACGCGAUGUCUGAUAAAAAUAUUUUUUAAUAACAGGAGUUUACGUUCGCGUUGUUGAUGUUAAAUCCAAAUGUCCGUUAUACUAUCGCUGCGUUUACAAUCGCUUAAUUCAAAAAUGGAUAUUUCUGCCAUGCAGUGGCGCACGGUCCUGCUGUUCUUUGUCUUCUGUUCUGAAUGCGCGUGCGGCCAGAUUAGUUAUUCUAUUCCCGAGGAAAUGGCUAUAGGGUCGAUGAUCGGAAAUAUCGCCCAGGAUUUGGGUUUGGACAUAAAAAGACUGAAAUCAGGAAAAGCGCGGAUCUUUUCAGGCGAAAGCAUGGAAUAUGUGGAUCUGAACAGAGAAAACGGUUUGCUUUUGAUUAAAGAGAAAAUAGACCGUGAGUCUUUGUGCGCAAAAUUAACCCCGUGUGCGCUUCAUCUCCAAAUCAUUAUGGAAAAUCCGAUGGAGUUAUAUUCUGUUACCGUGGAGAUCACGGACGUAAACGACAAUGCUCCUACUUUUCAGAAGAAUGAAAUGAGGUUUGACAUAAGCGAGUCAGCGAUGAUCGGUGCCAGAUUCGUGCUGGGGAAAGCUGCUGAUCCUGAUGUUGGAAUAAAUGGACUUCGGAGCUAUUCACUUAAACCCACAGACAACUUUGUUCUAGACAAAGAAUCUGGGGGGGAGAAGAAUGUUGAGAUGAUUUUACAAAAACCGCUUGAUCGGGAAAAAGAAAGCCAAAUUACUCUGACGUUGACUGCGUUUGAUGGUGGUGAGUCUCGGCUGUCGGGAACCAUGCAGAUAUAUAUAACCAUAAUGGAUGCUAAUGAUAAUGCCCCUGUAUUUACACAGAAGGUGUAUAAAGCUGCAAUUAUAGAAAAUGCAAAAAAGGGCACCAAAUUGACAAGAGUAAGUGCUUCUGAUGCCGACGAAGGUUCUAACGGUCAUGUGUCUUAUUAUAUUUCUGACGCAGUGGACAUUUUUUUAGCAGAUCUUUUUCUUGUAGAUCAGCAAAGUGGAGAAGUUACUUUAAACGGCCUGAUUGAUUAUGAAAAAUCGAGUAUCCAUCAGCUUGAUAUUCAAGCCAGGGACCAAGGAGGACUCUCUGACACAUGUAAGCUUGUUUACAGAUGAGGAGAUGGACAGGGAGAAAGAAGCUGAGUAUAACAUCACAGUGACUUGCACUGAUGAGGGACUUCCCUCACUCACCAGCACCACUUCUGUCCGUUUACUCGUAUCAGAUGUAAAUGACAACGCGCCUGCA